UGCAAACCCCUCCCGCCAUCCCGGCUUAUCAGCCGGAGGAGACGCAUUCCUCACGGCUGCUCCCUCCGCAGGUCCCCGCUGGCCGGGCGCCCGCCGCCGCCUCCCGCCCGCCCGCGCCCCGGCGCCGCCCAGAGCCGCCCGCCCGGGCGGGCAGCGGCGCGGGGCCGCCGCGAGGCCGCCGCGAUGGCCGCGCCGCCGCCGCGCCGCUGAGGGCGGCCGCCGCGAUGCUGCCCCGGCGCAGGACCUUCGCCCUGGCGGCGCCCCGCGCCCGAGCAGGUAAGAAGAGCCCACCUGCUGAGGACACAGUAGUGCUAACACAUAUGAAGAUACUGAGCAAUGAAGGGAUUCAAAAUCCAGGGUUAAUACCCGAGCCUCCAGCUGACACAGACUGCACAGAAAAAUCCCAUCUUUCUGGUGUCAACCUCCCGCCAGACUGCCAGGGAAACCUGAAUGCAGUGGCCGCACCAGCAAAUCCAGAUUAUGCAGAUACCCCAGUGAGCACAGACUAUGUAGCCACACUGCCUGACCUCAGCACUUUUGAGUCCAAGUGCCAUUUUCACAGAUUCUCCAAAUUUGAAUCCGAGGACUCAGGGGUUGAACUGCCCAGUGGUGCUAAUUCUCCAUCAACGCCAACAGGUUCAGAAAAGAGCUUUGUGCUUCACGGCAGAGAUUCAUUUUGUGACUCCGGGGUGCUUAGCACCUCUUCUUCUCCAGAAAUUGACCAUCUGAUAAUGAGAACAUGUAAAGAGCGGGCCAGAAAAGGUAGCCACCAUGGCCCAGAGAGUGAAAAGCAAACUGAGUACUACAGCCAAGAGGUAGAUGCUGUGCAGGUUCCUACAGCUUCCCUUGAAGACUUCGGUGUCCCUCAGGAAAGAGAAAGUCCCAAACAACAUUUUGACCAAAGCAAAAGGCAACCUCUGGAAAAGCAACCUACCCAAGAGACAGACCUUCCCAGGGAAGACGCACUUCCUACCCCAGCUCCUGUUGAAGAGCCAAAGACAAUUGCUGACCACUACCCAGAGACCUUUGGCAGCACGCAAGACCUUCAGAUCCACGAACAUCAGCUGAAGAAGUACCCCACAAGUGACAGUCUGGAUGAAUACAUGGAUGAAUGCUGUAGACUGAGUGAGGUGAACCAAGGGAACAGCAAAGCCCUGGGAUCUGGCCUGGGAUAUCUGGAACACAUUUGCCAACUGAUUGAGAAGAUUGGGCAGCUACAGGAGCACAACCUGCGGCUCCAAAAGCAAGUGUGCAGCUUGCAGAAAGAGCAGAAGAUGAGCCACAUAAAGGAGGAGUACCUUCUGCAGCACUGCUCCUGUGGAGCUGCCAACAUCUUCCUCAACUCGUACCAAGAGGUGAAGACAUUUUUUGCUGGGAGAAGCAGACCUCACAGCCUCUUGGUUCAGACUGGAAACCCUUCAGAUCUCUCCAUCAUCCCAGAAAUAGGAGCGAACACUGAAAAGCUGAGCAGCUGCAGUGGAAAUGAGAGAUACCCGGAAUCAGGAAACAGCCAGCUGAUGAUAGGGCUCAGGAAGUCAUCGAACAAUAGGAGCAACAAGGAGAAUGAGUUCAGAGAAGCCUGUGGUGUGGCUGAGGGACAAGCUUUUCCACCAAAGGACCCUGCAGUAAGAAAGGGUCUGGACAUCAGUAAGAACAUCUCGGGUGAAAGCCAUGCUUGGGGAAGAAUGAGAGAUCUUAUGAGGAAGACACGGCUGAGAAACCAGAGCAAGCUGGGGCUGUCCUCUGCUGCUCUGAAGAGGUCCUGCCCACAACUGUACAGGCCAGAUAUUAUGUCUUCGGAGCUGAGGAAAACUGAGAGGAACUCUAUGAUUGUUCUGGGGCAAAAUACAAAGAAUGAAAACAUAUGGCCUUUCUGAUAACCCAAGUCAAAUGGAACAAGAAAGGAAAGCGCAGGAACACCAAUGGACACAGAACUGAAAAUGCCAGGUUUACUUUGUGCAACCUGCAUCCUACAUCUGUCAACAAGGCAACUGAUUUGGUGUUGAAAGAGAAAGAGGGAGCAGGGAGGUUGAAAGAGGUUUGUGGAAAGAUGUGCGCUCAGCUAUGCAUGGCUUCACUCCCAACUCUGAAGUAUACUUACAAAACCAAACCACGUGAAAACUAUAGUCAGUGUUUCAGCAACAUAACCAAUAGGGCCUUUUAAAUAAGAUUUGGUAAAACUUUCUCUGCUCUGGGUUUGGAACAGAACUACCUGAAGUACUAAAGCUUUUAAAUUAUCAUUGCUUUCUGGGGAUCUUCUCCAGCUGACUUACAGGAGAGAGCAGUACCUGGAGAAGUGACAGAGACCUUGUCUGGGGGCAGCAAUAGUUGAGGGGGAGAACAGCUUCCUCCCUCUAAGGAGGUUUGAGUUGCAGUCUCUGCUCACACCUACAGCAGCUCCUGCCCUUAGAGCUGCACCCAGCCAAUGGUGCAGGCUUGGUGGCAUCCAACAGAAGAACAAGUCUAUGAGGCAAAGAUACCCUAAGAGGCCAUUCCCAAAUCCACCCUUCACUUCCAAUUCUCUAAGGGUGCUUCUGCUGUGAAGGCCCCUUGACUUCAGUACUGCCCCAUGCAAAAAUUGUCUUCAGUGCAGGCUCAUUGCAGCAAGCAGAACAAGGGACACCAUGGGAAUCAUUGAGAGACCUGAGCGUGCAUCGAAGACCGUACCCAGCUCUCUGGCAGGCUGCCCUGUUAAUCUUUCAGGGGACCAAGUUUGAAUUCCCAGUUAAGUUACAAGUUAAGGACCCCUGGAGGCUGCAGUGGCCAUCUGAUGGUGUGUGCUGGACCUGCGUUUCUUCUGCUGGGAAAGAGCACAGGGGAGAGCAAGGCUGAAAGGAGGAGUUAUUCAGCCAUAUGCAUGCUUUAAAGGCUGCUUCUCUUCCCUCUUAAGGGCUGAUCUUUUGGGCCUUAGCUUCUUCAUAACACUAGGGCCAUGUUUGGUGACUGCCUUAUUGCCCUGUGUAAUUUCAGACUCAGGCUACAAGCAGCAUAUGCUUCUAGAGGUCCCAUGGCUGCUUUGGUCUCUGCGCACCAGCUCUUAUUGGUACUAGCAUUCACACCCAUGAGUAAGAAUUUAGACAAACCAUCUUUGCCUUUUGUUAGAAGACUAUUCUGCCCACUAAACUAUGAUUUGUGUUUAAAAAAAAAAGUCAAGUAACCACAGUUCAACACCCCCGCUCCCCACCCCUUCUUACUCACUUGGGAAUGGAGAUUUGAGAAGCCAGCAGGAGCAGGCCAGCUUUAGCAGGCUCAGCUUUUGAGUGAUAGAUGCCUCCCCUAUGCUCACCCAGAUCAGCUGGAGCCCCUGAAGUCCACAAACCAGGAGAGCCGAAUCUGAGAUUCAGAAUAUCCCAGUGCAGGAAGGUUGGUUUGAUCUCAGUCCCAGCAACAAGGAACAGCGUGAGGUGAAAGAGCUACUAUUGAUUGGAACAACAGGCCACACUACCAGCAUGGCUGUAGUUUGUGGGGGUGAUUGGAGGCAGCCCAGGCCUGUUUCUCCAACUGCUCAGAACACUUUCGGGGAAGUCCAGUAUGGCUGUUAACAUCUCAAGAAAAAAAGUUUGUGCUGACUCAGAGUUACACCUUGAUGCAGGUGCUGUGUUCAGUAUUUCAGCUGUCAUUAGUUUUAGCCGCUGCAAGAUUCAAAUAUUCACUGUAUAUCUUGCUAGCUUCAUCAAAAGCUAGAGAUUUAUAACUUGAUUAUUCUGUGAAUAGUCAGCAUAUCUCUAUGAAUACAGAGGGGCUAAAAUCCUACAUUAUCUUACACCUUCCAUUAUCCCUCCAGCUUUACAGAGACUGUAAGGAAUGUGAAUCAGUGCAGAACUGGACUUAAAGUCUUGUAAGAGAUAUCAUAAACUGGUAUUUUUAUAACUACAUUCCUCUUGUAUAGGUUUUUAAACUAGAAUGAACUAGCAUUUUUUUAAUACAGCAUUAUAUGAAAUAUAUUCAUGUAUUUCCAGAAAUGUAUUUAUAACAUGUAACAUACUGUAUAGUUCUCCACUCCAGGAUGCAUUGUAAUACAAGCAUAAAAUUUAAUAAAAAGCAUCACUAUUAUGAAAUAAA
Messenger RNA from Dromaius novaehollandiae (emu), 4062 nucleotides. RefSeq lists its product as uncharacterized. The transcript has 9 exons. Lineage: Eukaryota; Metazoa; Chordata; Aves; Casuariiformes; Dromaiidae. The record is from RefSeq and is a predicted model, not a curated record. The coding region runs from base 225 to 1877 and encodes 550 amino acids.